GACUGAAAACCCUGUAGUCUACAUCUGGUACAAGAACAGAGAGUUCCUCUAUGAGGACUGGUCUCCCUGGUACCAACAGCUGGUCAGCAGUGAGGAAGCAGUCACAUACUCCUGUGCUGUCAAAGGACACGAGCAUCUAAGAGCUCCAGAAGUCUCAGUGGAUUCUGUCACUUCCACCUGCUUUAGUGUGACCUACCCUAAAGGGAGAGUGUGUUCUUAUGAGCAGACAUCAGCAAAUGAGCCCUGCUCCAUCACAUAUCCCAGAGGUUAAAAAUCCACAUAACACAAACACACUCCCACACAUCUAAUUCCUUUAGCAUCAUAUUUUCUAUAAGUUCUAUUUCAGGCGAGAUUAUUUGCUUACGUUGAUCAUAUCUUUGCUUCAUGUUCUUUACUGGUUUAAUUUUACCAAAAGUUCCCACAGUUUGUCUUUUCCCAACAGAGGUUCGUAUCCAAAGGACUGCUGCAGUUACACCAAAUCAUGUCAUGCUGACAUGUAACACCAGCUGUCCCCUGACUGACAUUAAAUGGUAUAAGAGCAGAUAUUUAGUUAAGCAUUCUCAGAUACAUCACUAUAAGGUUCACAACAACUCUGCUGAAAGCUUCGCCUGCGCUGCAAAAGGCCUCGAGGAUCUGCGGUCUGCUGAAGUCUGUGCUGAGGACAACAACUGCUUGACUGUAAAUUAUGCCAGCAGGAGAAUCUGUGCACUGGAAGGCUCUUCAGUGAACAUUUCAAGUGAACACUCUUAUUACAACUACAGGCCACCAAAAACGAAAUUAUGGUAUAAAAUAAAGAGAAGCGGGGAGGAAGAGGUCGAGGAGCCAAUUAAGGCUGCAGGAAGAGUAGAGUAUCAUGACAAAAUGAAGAAUCAUCACAUCCUGAGAAUCAAUAACCUGAUCAAGAAUGACUCAGCAGAAUACAGAUUCAAACUGCAGACAGAUGACAGAUGGAAACCUGGAGUGACUUUGGUUGUCUCAGGCCUCAGAGUGAAGUUCACUCCCUCUGCAGUGGUGACAGAGGACCAGAGAGUCACACUGACCUGCAGUACCAGCUGUCCUCUGACUGACGACACAAAUUACAUUUGGUUCUUCAACAGUCGACCUUUGACCCUGACAGAGAACCGAAACAAACACCUGAUUCUAGACCCAGUCAGCAGUCUGCAUGCAGGAAACUACUCCUGUGCUGUCAAAACCCAGAGAGACUUCACAUCCCCUGAAGAGACUCUGACUGUCCAAAGUAAAACUGGAAAAUGGACACCAGCAGCAGCUGCAGGAGUGUGUGCUACUCUCCUUUUUGUAAUAUCCCUCGCUUUCUUUGUGAGUAUUAGAAAAAAGGGGUCCUCCUCAAUCACAGUGUCCUCGAACUGGAACAUCUACGACUUGGAGCAGCACAGCCUGGGUCCCGUAUAUGAAAACAUCUCAUUUCAGGAUGACCAUCACUACAGCAGCCUCCACUUCUCUAAGGACCACACAGAAGAUCUCUACUUCACCAUCAAGCCAGCGCCUUCUUACUAAACAAAACAUUGUGUUUUGCAAGGGAUCCUCCCCUGAGUUUUAAUGACUGAGACGUCUUCAAUAUCAUAGCAGGGACAGGCAUGGGUAAAGCUUAGGGCAAAUAAAAUGUUGAGAAUGUAUCUUUUAUUUUAGCUGUCAACCUCCAGCAGCUUUCUGUUGAACUCAAUGCUGUGAACCACUAGUUUGUUAUUUCUGUUCGAGAAAAGUUAUAGUG
Plectropomus leopardus (leopard coralgrouper) is the source of this 1729-nucleotide messenger RNA. RefSeq lists its product as uncharacterized. Lineage: Eukaryota; Metazoa; Chordata; Actinopteri; Perciformes; Serranidae. The record is from RefSeq and is a predicted model, not a curated record.